Hemicordylus capensis (graceful crag lizard) is the source of this 5202-nucleotide messenger RNA. It is a transcript of the gene PIDD1, whose product is annotated as p53-induced death domain protein 1. Gene Ontology annotation, biological process: apoptotic process; DNA damage response; signal transduction. Bases 736 to 3414 code for a protein of 892 amino acids. NCBI's taxonomy places the organism in Eukaryota, Metazoa, Chordata, Lepidosauria, Squamata, Cordylidae. The transcript is spliced from 17 exons. Gene Ontology annotation, molecular function: protein binding. The record is from RefSeq and is a predicted model, not a curated record.
CCCUGCCCCCUCGCUCCUUGUCACCCGCCUGUCCCGGCUCCGCUCUUCCUGCUACCGCUAGCACCUGAUGGGUGACGGCAGAAGGAAAGCGUUAUAUUGGGGGCCUGCAGGCAGCGGGGCGGAGCUCGGGCUUGUCACAAUCCAUUCCUUCCUGACGCAGGCGGGGACUCCCAGUUCCGGCUCACGGCGGCGGCUGCUGCGGUUGGGCCGGAAAGACGCGCCAAAGGACGGGCAAAGAAAUGAUAAUGAGGAGGAGGUGCUGGCGAUGAGGGCACGGAAAGGUCUCAGCCGUGGGGCGCGCAAGCAACCGCCUCUGGGGCCCCAUUUCCCAGAAAGCCCGGGGGGCGUUCCGAGGCGGCAUCCAAUGGGGGGCGUGCACAGAGCCCAGCGGUGGCGCAGCUGGCGGCGCGUGCCUCGGCGCGUGCCUCGGCGCGGCUCUCGCUGUCGCUUUCGACCCAGAUAAGCACAAGCUUGUUUUGAGAGAGAUCCUAUCGCUACGAGGAAGCCAAGGCUGAAGGUCUCCCAUUGCUUUGCAUCAAGUGUAUUGUGAUGAGAACUUGGCAAGUGAUAUCCCUGGUCAGCACUAUUUUUCCUUGAGGACCACUUUAAGAAGCAGGUGAAGAAUGAGCCUUCCUCUCUCCUCCAUCCUUCAUUUUAAUUCUUUGUGGCGUCACCAGCACUUGUUUGGCUGGCAAGCUGGAACAUGUACAGCCCACAGCAAUGUAACACCAGAAGAUGGCAGAGCCACAGGAGCUUGGGGACCCUCUGGGGGAGGGCACUCUGGGGGCUGGUGCUUUUGCUGGCUCCCGCUUGGCUGGCAAUAGGCUCAACCUGGAUGUCUGCAUGGAUGGUUGUCACCAGUUCCUCGAGCUGUUUGAGAUGAGAAAGGAAGAAGUCUUGCAGGUGGAAUUCUUGAGGCUGAGUUGCAAUGAGGACCUCAUCACCUCCACGCUGAGCACCGUUCCUUCCCUGAAGGGCUUAAAAUCCCUUGUUCUGAAAGGUGGACACAUCAGGGAUGAAAUCGGUGCAUGCCAAAGAGGAACAUUAGCAUACUUGCCUCCAGAGUUCGGGGUGCUGAGCUGCCUCGGCCAUCUAGAUCUCAGUUUCAAUGACUUCAGUGCUUUGCCUCCCUGCAUCACGAAGCUGACCAACCUCCAUAGUCUCUUAGUGUGCCACAACAGUUUGCAGGAACUGCCCGAGGACUUUGGCCAGCUCAAGAAGCUAACUUUCUUCUCUGCCAUGAAGAACCAGCUCCGAGGUCUGCCACAGAGCAUAGGGGAGCUGGCAGUACUACAGACACUGGACCUUUCUGAAAAUGCACUGGAAUCGCUUCCUGAUGAGAUGGGGAACCUGCACAAUUGCACAGAGCUGGAUCUCUCAGGGAAUCUAUUAACAGGAAUCCCCAGCACUCUUGCCAAUUUGCAAUCUCUGCGGCAGCUACAUCUUCACAGCAAUCUUCUGGUGACAGUUCCUGCAUCCCUUGCCCGCCUCCCCAACUUGUCCAGGCUUGAUCUGCAAAACAAUAGGCUGCGCACUAUCCCUCCAGAGAUCCAGAGCCUCCCUUUUGUGCAUCUCCGUGGUAAUCCUCUAGGAGAACCAGAGGUACCUCCGCAACCCGGUGAUUCCAACCCCAAAGAAUUAAGAAGAUUGUUUCUGUCGGCUGGUGAGGAUAGCUUUACCGUGACACCUGAAGGGUGCAAAGUUUUCCUGUCCUGUGGUGUCCGGUUUUGCUUCCCCCGGGGUGCUGCCACUUCUUCAGUAACUAUCCGCUUCCAAAAAUGCUCCCCUGAUCCCCAGUGGGUGAAGCUGAGACACCAUGACAUCUUGCUAAGUGAAGUCCUGGAACUGAAGCCUCAUGGGAUUGAAUUCCAGGAGGAGGUGCAGAUAUGUUUGCCCUUUGUCUCCCCUCGGACCCUUCGAGAGCGCGAGGUCAUAAUUCGAACUUCUAGUGGGGAGACAUGGAGUGACCUAAGAACCAGAGUGGAGUGGAAAGGGAAGCAAAAGAAGCGUUUGGCAUGCUGCAGUGUCCCUCACUUCUCCUGGUUCUUGGUUGUCUCACGCCUUGUGGAGAACGAAUGCAGAGUCCCUCAGGAAGGGGUGUUGCUUUUUUCAACUGUUGAUCCCAACAUCAAAGUGACUUUUCCUCCUGGUGUGACUUUGGAGACGAGGACAGUGAAGCUCCAGGUGCUGCCUGUGUCAGUAGAUGAGCUACAGGAGAUCACAAAUGAUCCUGAGACCAUUGCCAGCCCCCUCCUCUGCCUCUCUCAGAAUUACACUGAGGACUUCCUUCAGCCUGUUAAAAUUCAGCUGCCGCUGCCUCCGGGCAUCACAGGUCAAACAUUGGAUCGCUCCAAGGUGCAUCUCCUGCAUAGUGACUGCAAUGCCCAAAACUGGAAUGACAUCACAGAUCAGGUGGUGCUGCAGUUCACCCACCUCUAUGCUUUGUUUGAAGUCACCCACUUCUCUUGGUACUGGCUGUGGUGCACCACCAAGGCCUAUAUUGGUGGUAUUGCCAAAGAAGUCUACAAAAAACUGCGCAUGUACCAAGUGAACUUUAUAGCUCUUCAGAGGAAGAAAGACCCUGAACAAGUUUUGCUACAGUGUGUCCCAAAGCACAAGGUUGAUCCUGUUCUGAAAAAGCUCCAGGACAGAUACCGAGGCCCUGAACCAUCUGACAUGGUAGAGAUGUUUGAAGGGGAGCAGUUCUUUGCCGCCUUUGAACGAGGCAUCAGCAUUGAUGCAGAUCGUCCAGACUGCAUUGAUGGAAGGAUUUCAUUCAAUUUUUUUUCUCGCUUGAAAAAUGUGAAAGAAAUCUAUAUCACUUCUGAAGUGGACAGAAAAAGCAAUGCUGUGAAAGGGCAGGUUUCCUUCUACCGAGGGGCUGUUCCAGAGAACAUUCCUGAAGAGGUUACCAAGAGGAGGAAAGGCCCCGAUUCCCACUGGCUGGCUACCUUACCAAUCAAACUGCCUAAACAAAAAUCUCAGGGGAAUGAGCAUCCAGACAUAAAAAAUGGCUUCUCCCUCCCGCCUCUGAAUUUGGGGAAUGCAGAAACUGGCUACUUGACCCAGUCUAACCUACUUGGCAUUGCUGGGCGUAUUGGAGCUGACUGGCAAACUAUUGGCUUAAAUCUGGGAUUGUCCUACCAACAGAUACAGCAGAUAAAAUACAACAACCGGGAAGACCUGAACACUCAGAUUCUGGAUAUGCUGUUCUCUUGGGCUCAACAAAAUGAAAAGAAUCCUGGUUGCAUAGACAAACUGAUCGACGCCAUGAAGGAGAGUGACCGCCAAGACAUAGCAGAUGAGAUUGAAGCCAUUAUUGCCUUGGGCAGGCAGAAAUACAGGGAGUCCAUCCGAAGAGUGGGUCUGGACCAGGAAAGUAGUGCUGAAGACUCCGCUAUUGCCAUGGUGUGACUGCUAGCAAUACUUUUCCUCCUUGCCUUACCAUGCAAUGCCUUGGGCAUGCUAACACUCCACAGAGGACAAGACACUGGGGUGUGUGUGUUACUGUCCACUGCAGGAACAGAGGCCAUAGAUAACAUGCCUCGAGGUCUUUGUGCUGCAUGCUUAAUGCUUGAACUUUAUGAAGCUGUCACGUGUCCUCACUUGGGGCUGCUGAUUCCCAGUGCUCAGAAUGACUUGUGUCUGUGAGUGUCAGUGGAGGCAUUCUGAAUCCUAAAUGUUGCCACUUUGGUGGCUUUAAUAUAUUUAUUGAAUUUCCUUAACUUACCCCUUAGGAAAUCAAGUCAUAAAUAGCUGUGCUGGUCCACUAGGAAAAAUCGAAUAAUACCUUUAUUAGGCCCAGCCCACAGGACACGGUCUUGAGCAGCAAGCUUCCAAGUUCUCUUCACCAGACCUUUAGAAAUAAUCCACUUGUGAUGCUGUCAGCUUCAGGAAUGAUGAAGGAAUGGAGAUGUUCUCUAGAGAUGAUGUGCUAAGAUUAGUUUAUCCCCACUCCCAUGAUACAUGGGUUCAAGCUUCUUUGAAUACUUGUCGAGGGACCCUGGGCUUUGGGGAGUAAGAAACAGGAAAGGUAGUGUGCAUCUCUUAUCUGCUACCACAGAGGUUUCCAACCUGUGCUACUCCAGAUGUUGCUGAACUACAACUCUCAUCAUCUCCCACUACAAUUUAUUGGGAACCUCUGUGCUAUCAGAUCCUACACGUUAGAAGGGACUCCGCCUCUACUCCCACAAUGAGCUUUGGAGAGAGGGCUGGGCACUUAGGUUCACCACAAGCCGAGCAUGCCCUCUCUUAGCAGCAGCCAGCUUCUCCUGGUAUCCUUUGGGGGUGAUUGAUAGUCUCCAGCCCUUCUUUGGAGAGCUUUGCUGCACAACUGCCCUUUUUUCUGUGCCAGUGGUGACUUCAUAGUGAGCUUGUAUGUAGCCCCUUGCCUGAUCGCCUGAAGGGGAAAUUUAACAGAAGUUGUGGUGGGAGGGUGUCUUAAUUUUACUUUACUUUUGGACCAAAAAUAACUGAUGAAUACAUAUAGGUUGGCUGUAAGUAAAGGUUUCUGUGGGCUAGUAACUUUGGCAUGGACUUUAUAGCUCCCUGGGAGUGUGUAUCUUCCAUUGCGGCCUGAAUUCACACCAGCAUCUGGACAGACUCCAUUUGUUAGACUCAUUUGGGCUACCUGAACCAUACUGCAGUUUCAGAGGUGAACUGCAUUCUGUGCUCUGUAUUUUAAAUUGUUGCAUGAAGGCCCUCGUACACUUGCAAACCUCAGCUCCAGUUUUGUGAGGGAGAUUUAUGCAGCCAUCUGUUUAACACUACAGAAAAGUCACUAUUCUUCAGGUGUCAGCUGUGCUGGCACUGUUGGAUAAGUGCUGUUUGCCCGGUACAUUGAUGGGGAUCUGUGUCAGUAGCCUGAAUGACCAUUCUCCUCCCCUCAGAACUCUUGAAACACAGUCCGGAGCUGUGGCUUCACUCUUCCCACCAGCUUCUCGUGUUUUUUAGAUGCUGUCAUCUGCACUAAAGUAACCCAGAUUCUUUGCCAGGAAAAGCUGAAUUCAGCCACCUAUAAUGGAUUACAUAAAUCUGAAGCAUCUUUUGUAUAUACUUGUCUAUUUUUGGCUAAUUUAUUCUGCUGUGAUUCCUCGGGGGAAGCAAUGCAGAGCACUGAAAGACUGGAAAUGCUGCUCAGCCUCCCCUCUGUCUUCUGCGAUUUCACCUUAAAAAUAAAAAAUGAACAGCAGUAUUCUCAAA